UGGAAAUUGAUGGCUAUAAUGUUAAUGCAAAAUAUAUUGGGGCAGGUGAACAAGAUCUUCCUGAUUUUCCAGACACUAAAUGGUAUUCAAAACAUGUGCGUGAGAGCCAAUACUUGCUUCAAAUUGUAAAAUGUAGAAAUACAGAAUGCUGUCGUCCAAGAAAUUACUAGACUAAGGUUUCUUCCACCACCUGUAAAAGUAAAACAAACAG
Messenger RNA from Acanthoscelides obtectus, 211 nucleotides. NCBI's taxonomy places the organism in Eukaryota, Metazoa, Arthropoda, Insecta, Coleoptera, Chrysomelidae. The record is from the annotation of a GenBank genome assembly.